Molecule: messenger RNA, 1393 nt
Organism: Sander lucioperca (pikeperch)
Lineage: Eukaryota; Metazoa; Chordata; Actinopteri; Perciformes; Percidae
Product: zona pellucida sperm-binding protein 3-like
Exons: 8
Coding region: 112-1368 (418 amino acids)
Biological process (GO): binding of sperm to zona pellucida; positive regulation of acrosome reaction; egg coat formation
Cellular component (GO): extracellular matrix
Molecular function (GO): acrosin binding
Source: RefSeq, a predicted model, not a curated record
UGCCAAUCAGCAAGCAGCAGCAGGUGUGAUAAUGAGGUCCAGGCCAGGCCGGGCCAGACUACACCAUGCUCUCCACUAGUCGCAGUCUUUCUGCUCUCUGUUUCCCCCAUCAUGUCGGUGUUCGCGUUGCUUCUUUGGGCAUUGUUACGUGGUACACUGGGAGGUCCGGUUCAGCGCGCGGCAUGGUUUGAGGGAGUAAAUCCCGCACAGACGAACCAGGAGGGAUAUGGUGUUUCCCCGCACGAUUCGUUCUACCGCCUGCCCGUGUCCCUGCAUGCACCUGGGCCACUUGUAGCACGAGAGCUGCUCCGGCCGGUUCCACACAAGAGACCGCUUCCCGCCGAACUGAUGGCGCUACUGUUACCGACCCCGAGACCACACCAGAGCGUCCAGGAGACGGGUGCACGCGCUGUGGAAGUCUGGUGCGGUCUCGAUCAGGUGUCUGUGUGCGUGGACCGUUUUCAGCUCAGCGCGUGGACCGUUCCGUCCCUGUUCCGACUGGGCUCGUGCGAAGCCAGCAGCGUCACCCCCCGCUUCCUGUUCUUCCGCUUCAGACUGACGGAAUGCGGCGGAGAGGCCAAGGUUGUUGGUGGUCAGCUGGUGUAUACUUAUUCUCUGUGGUACACUCCUCCUCCGCAAGGCUACAUCAUCCGAGUCCUACCACUGAACCUUCCCAUCCAGUGCCUUUACGACAGGUUUCAUUACUCUUACCAAGUUGGCUUCAGACCUCAAGUCCAGCACACAACCUUGAUAAAGAGCAUCAGGAGUAAACGCAGCUACAGCCUCACUGUCUGCAAUGCCCAGGGGGAGCCCAUCCCUCCAGGCCACUGGUUCUUUUUAGGGGAGCCAGUGUAUUUUGUGGCCCAGACAGGAGUGCUGCUUGCUGGGGAGAGGCUUUAUGUAGAUGCAUGCUAUGCCACGAGCUCCAAAGACCCAAGCAGCAUGCCCAAAGUGGACAUCAUUACUAACUAUGGCUGCAUGGUCGACAGCAAUAGGGAGGGCAGCAGCUCCCUGUUCCUGUCGGGAGUGGGCAGUGUGCUGAAGUUCUCUGUGGAUGCCUUUCUAUUCAGAGCAGUCUCACAAGUGCUGUACCUCCACUGUUCAAUGUCAGUCGGGUUCAGCGCGUCCCCCAGCUCAAAGUCCUGCAGCUACAACGAGACUGCUGGCAGGUGGGAGGAGCUGGAGGCCUCAGCCUCAGUAUGCGCCUGCUGUGAUUCCAUGUGCACAGACAUGCAGGACUCUAUCAGGAACACAGUGAGCAGUCCAGGCUGGCUCAUUGGACAAAGGGCUGAAGAGAAACCAAGGAUGCAGGUGACGUCUUUUCAAGCAGAGGAGGUAAGACAAAGGCUGGAUCAUGAAGAGAGGUGAAAGAAUGGAUGAGCACCAUAAGAAA